Molecule: messenger RNA, 2012 nt
Organism: Belonocnema kinseyi
Lineage: Eukaryota; Metazoa; Arthropoda; Insecta; Hymenoptera; Cynipidae
Product: zinc finger protein 566-like
Exons: 3
Coding region: 1-783 (260 amino acids)
Biological process (GO): regulation of transcription by RNA polymerase II
Molecular function (GO): DNA-binding transcription factor activity; RNA polymerase II cis-regulatory region sequence-specific DNA binding
Source: RefSeq, a predicted model, not a curated record
AUGUAUAAAUAUAUGAAAUUAAUAAAAUAUUACCUUCUUGAUCAUAUUGUAUUCCUUCUAGGUUCAACAAAUGAAUUGAAGCUCUUGGCUUAUCAAGAUAAUUCCAACAGGGAUUCGAAAAAAUCCACAGAAAGACCAAAUGAUGGGAGAUAUUCUUGUACAAUUACUAGCAAUUUUUUUGAAAAUAAUUCUGAUUCCAAUACUUUGACUUGCAAAAUUGAAUGCGUCAAUGACGAAACUUUGGAAAUCAAGGAAGAACUCAUCGAAGAUCAAGAGACUACACCCGACAAUCGUCUCAAACUGUACGAAUCAAAAUUCUGUUCCAUAUAUAUGAAUGAAGAUAAUACUUUUGCCGCUAAAAAUAAAGUGCGGAGUCCAAAGAAGCAGUGUAUUCAGAAAUUGAAACUGGUAAAGAAGUAUGAAUGCAAAAAGUGUGCUCGACCCUAUAAACAUGGAAAAAGUUUGGCUCAUCAUCUAAAAUACGAAUGCCACGCGACACCACGGUUCAAGUGUAAUUUCUGCGGCAAUCAGUUUAAACGAAACUGUAAUAUGAUUCGCCACGUUCAUAGGGUACAUCUUAAAACAAAUUUACAAACAUCGAAAAUGAUACAUAAUUGCGACAAAUGUUCUCGAACCUUCAGAUCCUCAGCUACCCUCGAUCGACACAAACGUGUAGAUCAUGCUGGAAUCAAACCAGUAUUUAACUGCGAUUUUUGCGGUUACAACAAUAAACGCAAAGCUUACCUGUCAAAACAUAUUACUUCAAAACAUCUCAAUAAGUAAUAAGUAUUACGCACGCGAGACUUCAAUCCUUAAAAGAAAUUUCUUAUACUUCAAAACGUGGAAUUAAUCCACUUUUUCUUUAUUUUGAGUCCCAUAUUAGUUUGUAUCAUAUGUAUUUCUGUACGUAUUAUUUAUCUCAAUAGAACAGUAAUUUGAUAUCGUAAUUAUUUUUAAGAAACUAUAAUUCCUUGGUGUUACCCCGCAUGUAGGAAAAAAUACCGACGACGCCUUUUUUAUGAAAUAGAAAUAUCUUAUGAUGUACAAAUGUAAUAGUUGGAUAUCUUAGUAUUUUAUGCAUAGGAAAUGUUACCCUAUUAAAAUUAGUGACAGCUGUGGUAUAAUUACUUAUUCGUUUUAAGGUUAAUCUUUGAAUGUACUAUCUAAUAUUAUUGACCAAAUUUGUGUUAGAUUGACCUCCAAGCAUUUCGUAACUAUUUUCUUUGCUGCUGUUUUCUCAAUGGUAGCACUUAGCUAUUUCUUUAAUUUAAUAUUGCAAUAAUAAUUUAAUAUUGCAGUCCUCACAUCUACCGUGAGUCGUCGCCUUAUUUUUGUCAAGCGACGUUCAUUGGCUGUCCCGACCUUGUAUCGAUGUUCGAUGAAUAUAAUAAAAUCAAAAAACGACUGAAAUAUUUUUCGGAAUAGUGAGUAUUGUAGCAUGACGUCAUGGUCAUGUUAGGAUAGUUAGAAAUCUCAGAAAGUGUAGCACAGUUCUAAGCAUGGGACUGCAUAAGCCUUUUUGGAGAAAAUAUUCUACAUGUAAAAGUAAGCUACAAAGGUAUGAAUGGCAAUAUUUUUCAAGUAUAGAAUUCAUUCGCGCAAUUCUGUUUUACCCUUUUAUCGGUAAAACACUUUGAGUUUCACGAAAUACAAUCAACUAUCGAAAAUCUCAGGUUAGUGAACCCGAUCUGAUACACUCACCUGAAAUUUUUUAUAUUUUAUUUCUUGUCACGUAAGUACGUCAAUCACCUCUUUUUAAUUAGUCAGCCAUUGAAUCAGGCGCUGUCAUACAGGGACCGAGGUGGUGGGUGACGGAACUGUUCAGUUUUAAAUAGGCCAGCAUGGGGGACUUGAAAUAGUUAGGCCUUGAAAUAGAUGCGUCUUAAAAUACGCAAGAGUUGUCUGUAUUAAGAAAUAAUAGCGUCAUUUGCCAAAUCCCAAUUACUUCGUUCUGACCUUAAUAAAAUGCCUGUAUAACUUAUAUAACUAUUUUUGAUAAUUACUAUAUAAUU